Molecule: messenger RNA, 2608 nt
Organism: Dipodomys ordii (Ord's kangaroo rat)
Lineage: Eukaryota; Metazoa; Chordata; Mammalia; Rodentia; Heteromyidae
Product: KIAA0930 ortholog
Exons: 13
Coding region: 1-1533 (510 amino acids)
Source: RefSeq, a predicted model, not a curated record
AUGCUCACCAAACUUAAGGAGAGCUUUUUUGGCAAUGGCCGUGCCUCUGCCUGCACACUCCCUGUACCCCGUCCUGUGCCUGUGUACCACCUGUACCUCUCCCGGAACCGCUCCUGUGUCUCCAUGUCCACCUACAUCUGCAUCCCCACCUGCAUCUCCUCCUGCAUCCGCAUACCCACCCGAGCACAGCCCCAGAUCCCUGGCGGCCUGAGUUGUGGUGAUGUGAUUUUGGAGCCUCCCUCUGCCUCUUCACCCUGCAGUUCCUCCGCCUGGUAUAGCUGCCUGGACAGUUCAGAGGACCCCCCUGGAGCUUUUCCUGCUGCUGUAGUGGGCUGGGCUCAGCAGCCGGGCGGGGCCAGCUCCCAUCUGCGGCUGGGGUGCUUCAAGGAUGACCGCAUCGUCUUCUGGACGUGGAUGUUCUCCACCUACUUCAUGGAGAAAUGGGCUCCCCGGCAGGAUGACAUGCUUUUCUACGUGCGCCGGAAGCUAGCCUACACAGGCAACGAGAGCAGCAUUGAAGGGAAGAAGGCUGAGGCCGAACCCGAGGUGGAAGUGGAAGUAGAGGUGUACCGGCGGGACUCCAAGAAGCUCCCCGGCCUGGGAGACCCUGACAUUGACUGGGAAGAAAGCGUCUGCCUGAAUCUCAUCCUGCAGAAGCUGGACUACAUGGUGACCUGUGCGGUGUGCACACGUGCCGAUGGCGGGGACAUCCACAUCCACCGGAAGAAAUCCCAGCAAGUGUUUGCAUCCCCCAGUAAACACCCCAUGGACAGCAAAGGGGAAGAGUCCAAGAUGAGUUACCCUAACAUCUUCUUCAUGAUUGACAGCUUCGAGGAGGUGUUCAGCGACAUGACCGUGGGGGAAGGAGAGAUGGUCUGCGUGGAGCUGGUGGCCAGUGACAAAACCAACACGUUCCAGGGCGUCAUCUUCCAGGGCUCCAUCCGCUACGAAGCCCUCAAGAAGGUGUAUGACAACCGCGUGAGUGUGGCCGCUCGCAUGGCCCAGAAGAUGUCGUUUGGCUUCUACAAGUACAACAACAUGGAGUUCGUGCGCAUGAAGGGCCCCCAGGGCAAGGGCCACGCGGAGAUGGCAGUCAGCCGAGUUUCCACGGGCGACACGUCCCCCUGCGGGACUGAAGACUCCAGCCCGGCUUCUCCCAUGCACGAGCGGGUGACCUCCUUCAGCACCCCCCCCACCCCAGAGCGGGGCAGCCGGCCCACCUUCUUCUCGCCGUCCCUCAAGAGGAAGCUGCCCCGGAACCGCAUCGCCGAGAUGAAGAAGUCCCACUCAGCCAACGACAGCGAGGAGUUCUUUCGGGAGGACGAUGGUGGAGCCGAUCUACACAAUGCAACCAACCUGCGGUCUCGGUCCCUGUCUGGCACGGGGCGGUCGCUGGUCGGGUCCUGGCUGAAGCUAAGCCGAGCUGACGGGAAUUUCCUUCUCUAUGCACACUUGACCUACGUCACUUUGCCGCUGCAUCGGAUCUUAACAGACAUCCUGGAAGUACGGCAGAAACCCAUCCUGAUGACCUAAUGUGCGCAGAGCCUGCGGAGCCCCGGCCCACCUGGCCCUGGGAAUGCUGCCAAGUGCCUACCUGCCACCGCCACCAAGGUCUUCUGUAACGAGCCAGCGCCAGCGCCGCAGCCAUGCAGGGCCACUCGACUCCUGGGGCCUGGGCCAACUCCAUGAACACCAGCCCAAACUGAAGUGCCUCGUCCUCCUCCAUGCUGGCUCUGCGCCCCUGUGCCCAUCCCCGGCACCCCAGCCCAUUUGCAAAGAGCCUUCUGCACCCAACGAGGGUCGGAGACACCAAGAGGCCGGCGCCCCGCUCGGGCCCUCAGUGAGCCAGACUGUCCAUGUCGGGGGUUUGUAACGUGGUACUGAUGACGUGUGUCCAAGUCGGCCCCACCUCCCGCCCUACUUACCACUUUUGUCACGGUCGGUCACUGUGGGGAGUCUGGUGGCUUUGCCCCAGGCUGUGAAUACCUCUCCCCACGGCAGGUCCAGCCAGAUCAGCCUCGAGCUGAGCACACAGGCCCCGAUCCUUCCAGAAUGGCCUUUUGCUUCCAGCCAAAGAACACCGCCAACACACACCUCCAGUCCCAGGACACCCUGCUCCGGCCUUGGCGGCCGAGCCAGAGUGUGCAUUCUGAGGGCAGGUGGAGAUCUGGUAGUAGGCAGGAUGGGACCUGUGCUGCGGGGGCUGAUGUGGGCUGGGGUUGGAUCUGCCCUGGAAGGCUGUGGGCCAGGCAUUUCCUCUCCCGUUCCUCCAGCCUGUGUCCUCUGGCCGGGGCGCAGGCCGGGGCACAGACAGAGGAGCCGCCCAGCCGUGCGGGAGCAUUGAGCCAGCUGCCGGUGCAGCCGAGGCCUAGCAGCGCGCGCUCAGGAGCCGAGGCCCCUCUUACCAACCGGAAUCCACUGGAAGCUGGGCCUUACGUUGCUGGGCUCCGGCAGCGUGUGCAGAGAUCCCUGGUGGGCAGAGGAGGGAGCGGGAGCCUGCUCUCCCAUGGCCACUCUGCCUGCUCCAGAAAUGGGGACUGCUUUGGGCCUUUCUCGAGAUUUUGUAUGUUGUUAUUAAAAACAAGCUAUUGCAUUUCGUUCUGCCUCA